AUCUAAAUCCAGUUCCGUGGUUUUCGCAUUCGCUUUAUUUUAAAAUUUUAAUAAAAAUAAAAUUUAAAUUUUAAUGGCUGCUCUUGAGCUGGCUGAUGGUCAAGAAUCAAUUGCUACCGCCACUGCGGGAGCCGGCGAUUCCGGCAAUACGGACAAUGCAGAGCCAUCUGCAGUCUCUACUCCUACCGGUCCCACAGAAGAGAAAGAUGAGUCGGCGAUCAAGACUGAAACGACAAAGGCUAAGAAGGAUGAUGGUGGUCGCAAACGCAAGCGUCAUUUGUACAAUGCCAUACGCGGUCAGAUGGAGUUCUACUUUGGAGAUGCUAACCUCAGCAAGGACCGUUUUCUGCGUCGGCAUGUAGAACAGGAUCCAUUUGUGCCGCUGGAGAUAUUUCUCACCUUCAACAAAAUCAAAUUGCUUACCCAGGAUAUCCAGCAGAUAGCCACAUCACUUAGCAAUUCCCAACUUCUAGAACUGGAUAAGAGUGGAUUGAAAGUGCGCCGUAAAACUGCUUUGCCGAAGCAACGCGAUGUAAAUGACAGGACUCUGUAUGUGGAGGCCCUGCCGGCAAAUGCCAGCCAUGACUGGCUCAAAGAGGUCUUUAGCCGCUAUGGACCUGUGGCUUAUGUCUCUCUGCCACAUUAUCCGGGAACGAAGAAGAUUAAAGAGUUUGCUUUUAUUGAAUUCGAGCGUACGGCCAGUUUGGAAAAGGCUAUUAAAGCGUUUACUAAAAUUCAGGGUGUUUUGGCAAUGGAUACAGAUCCAGCAGUCUUGGCAAGUAUACGAACUUUCCAAAAACAGGAUCAGAGCGAAAAUGUCACAAAAGAUACACCACCAGAGAAGGAAACCAAAAAAAAAGGAAAUCUUAAACGUGAAGCUGUAGACAAUGAUGAUCCCCCCCAAGAUGUAAAGCGUGUAAAACUGGAGGUGCCCAAAAGUAAAGAUAACAAUCAGGAAGAGGAAGCUGUCACCACUGCAUCGGCUUCCGAGCAAAGCGGAGUGGAAACCGAUCAGGAUCAAACAGAUCCAACCGUAGAGGGAGCAGAAACAGGUGACGGUAAGAAACGACGUCGUAUUCACAAAAAGAAAAUUUGUCUGGAGAACCCCAACAUCGAGCCAACUGCUUUAGAGCUUAAAGUACUCCCCAAGACGGUAUGGUGUAGUCUGCGCAACAAAUAUCUCAAUCUUCAGCGACGCAUGGUGAGUGAGGCUAAAGCGAAACUGUGGCGGGAAUCACAUCCGCAUGCCACACAUCCCACUCAUUAUUCGCAUCCUCCUCAAAAACGCACCCCACCCGAACAGCUCGGCGAAGCCCAUAGAGUCAUCGAUCCCAAUGCAAGCGAAGAGUGUGAAGCUCUUAACUCGGAAAAUCAAGCUAACACUGUCGAGGAUGGGGGUGAUAAUGCUGCACAAGCUGCACCAGCGAAGCGACGGAAAGCUGUCCACAAGAUGAAUAUGAAUUUUUAUGGUGCUGGCGGCGGGGAAUCCUGCCUCGACGACCAACGCAACAACACCAAGGCAGAAGAGACAACCAACUCAUCUUCCGCCUCCACCCAAGAGCGUGUUCCGCUCUUUAAAUAUGAACCAGGCCUAAUUAUUGAGCUAUCAUUGUUAGAGCCCUGCGCCAAUGUCAAAGAAUUCAAAGCCGAUAUGCGUCAAUAUCCGCAGAUUAAAUACGUCGACAUCAAAGAGGGCGAUCAAUUGGCACAUUUGAGAUUGGAGACCCCCAACGCUGCCGAAGAUCUGAUACAUCAGCUCAAUUGUGCCGAGAGGCAGCUGAAAGUAUUGCGCGGUCAGGCGGAACAACAAUAUUGGCGCAAAAUCGAACAGGAUCGCGAGGCUAAGCUUACAAAAAAGGUUCGUGUUCAGCAAAAGCGAGGUCGAGAAAAGGUUUCAGCCAAAUUACUGGCCAAGCACAUUAAGUUUGAUGAUGAUGAUGAAGCUGUGGUGGUGGCCCCACCAGUUGAGAGUUAGAGCUAAAUAAAAAACGUUCGGCUUGCCGACUCUUAGAGCAUAAGUAGAAAGUAUACAUUUUGAAAAUAUAGUUGGGGCAGAAAAUGUACCGAAUAAAAUACAUGAAUAUUUAAAACCAUA
Messenger RNA from Drosophila willistoni, 2095 nucleotides. It is a transcript of the gene Larp7, whose product is annotated as la-related protein 7. NCBI's taxonomy places the organism in Eukaryota, Metazoa, Arthropoda, Insecta, Diptera, Drosophilidae. The transcript is spliced from 2 exons. The record is from RefSeq and is a predicted model, not a curated record. Gene Ontology annotation, molecular function: mRNA binding. Gene Ontology annotation, cellular component: nucleus. Gene Ontology annotation, biological process: RNA processing. Bases 74 to 1975 code for a protein of 633 amino acids.